AACGAAGCUCUGCCUGACUGUAUUAUCAUAGCCCAAAAAUCAUCUACGCUUCAUAUUGUCUCCCACUGCCUCGCACCAUGUCAGCCUCUGGCCUCAUCCUGCUGGUCCUCGCGGUGUCCCCGUGGCCCGCGGAGUCCAGGUUCAUCACAGAUCCUGUGUCAUUCAUCAAACAGAAAUCUCUGACAAUGGAUGUGUGUUCAGAGUGCAGCCAGAUCAUCCAGCUGUCCGCCAACAUGAUUUCAAGCAGAGACACUAAGGAGACUGUGUAUGAAACCCUGCACGCUCUGUGUCAGCACCUCCCAAAAGAACAGGCAUCAGAGUGUGAUUCACAGGUGAAGAUGAAUCUGCCAAAAGUCUUGCAGCAGACACCUGGUCACCUGAAACCAGGAGACACCUGUAUGGUUUUCGGACUUUGUGCUGCCCACAAGGAAGAGGACCUGCUCAAACUUCAACACACCACCAGUAAAGACACAUUCAGCUCUGCGCUCGGCACAGCCACUGGCACCCAUGGGCAGUUCAACCCAGUUUGCAGCCUGUGCUUGUUUAUCAUCAAGAAAAUGGAGACCCUGUUGCCCAAAAAUAUGACUGAGGACGCUCUAAUGAAGCUCAUGGGGGAGGUGUGCGAUCUCAUGCCACACAGCUACAAGGACCAGUGUGACGACUUUAUCGACAAAUAUGGCGCAGAGAUAGUCGAAUUCCUCUUGUCAUCUGCUGCACCGACCACAAUAUGCACACUUCUGCACCUCUGUUUGUUCAAAGAGCAGCCUGCUCCAGAGUUGUUCCUACCCUCUGACUGUGACUCAUGCCGCACGUUGGCUGUGCUGAGCCGACUUCACCUGGGUGUCAACUCCACCGAACCUCAGACUUCCUCUUUCCUCCAGUCUGUGUGUGUCCUUCACCCCAAUGCCAUCCCCAAGUGUGAGGCUUUCACCCAAAUCUACGGCUCCCGACUGCAGAAGGUUUUGGGAAACCAGAUGGAUGUUCCACAUGCUUGUGAGAGAGCUGACUUGUGUGUUGCCCCAAAAAAGCUGGAGCCACUGGGAAAGAACCGUUGCACUUGGGGACCGAGCUACUGGUGCAAAGACGUUCAAACUGCUCAGAAGUGUGGUAACCAGGCCUUUUGUGAGAAAUACAUGUGGAAGGAGUGAACCAAACUGCCAGCCUGUGUGCGCACAACUACUUUCUCUUUACAAAUGUAUUACACUGAUCAGCACUGGAACCUUUAUAAAUGUUUUGCACUGAUCAACUUUUUUUCUUACUUUUGGUAGACAUUAUUCAUCAUAUGUGCAAUCUUCACCAAUAAGCCAUAUAUAUUCAUCAUGAACUGCUCCAGUUUGCAUGAAGUGUCACAAGACUGAGGCUGGGAUUCAGUCUGAAACAUCAGUUUCCGCAGUUGUUAAGUUUUGUGAACUUUGCUGUUCUGUAGAUUGCUUUAUGUGCCAUUAUGAAUGUGGAAAUUGCACAAAAAUGUCAUUACAUAAGAUGAGCUAUCUGUAUGUAUAAAAGAUCACGUGAAUGACUGACUAUUCAAUAAAGCGGCAGAGCUGCUGCUUCUGUUAUCUUA
Molecule: messenger RNA, 1564 nt
Organism: Plectropomus leopardus (leopard coralgrouper)
Lineage: Eukaryota; Metazoa; Chordata; Actinopteri; Perciformes; Serranidae
Gene: sftpbb
Product: surfactant protein Bb
Biological process (GO): sphingolipid metabolic process
Cellular component (GO): lysosome
Source: RefSeq, a predicted model, not a curated record